Molecule: messenger RNA, 1668 nt
Organism: Gadus morhua (Atlantic cod)
Lineage: Eukaryota; Metazoa; Chordata; Actinopteri; Gadiformes; Gadidae
Product: WAP four-disulfide core domain protein 1-like
Exons: 5
Coding region: 1-426 (141 amino acids)
Biological process (GO): regulation of cell growth
Source: RefSeq, a predicted model, not a curated record
AUGUCUCUGAACGUGAGUCACCCAGUAGCUGAACAUGUGUGUGUGUGUGUGUGUGUGUGUGUGUGUGUGUGUGUGUGUGUGUGUGUGUCAGUUCUAGACUGGCUGGUGCAGCCCAAGCCGCGGUGGCUGGGGGGAAACGGAUGGCUGCUUGACGGGCCAGAGGAGGCACUGCAGGCCGAGGCGUGCAGCACCACGGAGGACGGGGACGAGCCGCUCCACUGCCCCACGGGGUACGAGUGCCACAUCAUCAGCCCCGGGAACCCAGCGGCCGGCGUCCCCAACCGGGGCCAGUGCAUCAGGCAGCGCGGGAACUCAGACGGACGAAACCUGAGACACAAAUACUUCAAGGACUACAAGGAUUACUACGGAAGUGACACCAACAACGCAGUAGGCUACGAGAAGCCCCACCACAGGAACCUGGGCUGAAGAGCCCCCCGCAGACCCAGCCCUCCUGUCUCCGUCUGGGGACCCCCUGGACCACCCUGGACCACCUGGGCCCACCCUGGACCACCCUGGACCCCAAAGGACCCCCCCAGGACCACCCUGGACACCCCUGACACCCCUGGACCCGGCACACCCAGCCCUCUUGUCUCCGUCUGGGGAUCACCCUGGACCACCCUGGACCCCACAGGACCCCGGUCCCCCCCACUCAUUCCCCGGCCCCUUCGCCUCCCCCCCUCCCCUCGCCCCCUCGCCCCCUCCCCCCCUCCCCUCGCCCCCUCCAUGGACCCCGACGGCCCCUCGUCACAUGCGGAGCCCCUCACAUUCGAUUGUUCGCAAUGUGAAUAUUUUCUGACCAAAGAACCAUUAGCAGGACUUUAAAUACCUGGUGGCCAGGUCAUGGACAGCGAGGACAUGGAGGUCAGCCCAGGGAUGUUCUGACUUCAUCUGAUCUCAGAAAUAGAUCUAUUCUUGACAUCUUUCCUCCUCUUUUGGUCUCCUACUCUUCUACUCUCUCCUCUCUUCUACUCUCUCCUCUCCUCUCUCUUCCUCUCCUCCUCUCCUCUCUCCUGUUCUCUUCUCUCUUCCCCUCUCCUCUUGUCUCUUCUCCUCUCUCUCCUCUCCUCUUUCCUCUCCUCUCCUCUCCUCUCCUCUCCUCUUCAACCCACAGCUAAAUUUAAACGAGAUGAUGACAUUCAUUUUUCUGGAUUAAUGUUUUUUCAAAUUUUGCUAAAUUUCAAAGCUGGGGUGAUAACCCUGGGUCCACAUUUACAUUUUAACCAAAUACAUCUCCUGAUCGAACGAUCAUUUUAAUCAAGUCAUAUCCAUGAUCCAAUAUAAAUAGAAACCCUAGUUAUAUCCCGAGGUAUAUAGGAGUGUUUCUGACUGGAUACUGACGCCGACACAAUGAAGCUAUAACCAACGACAUGUAAGAAAGUCAUUUCUGUUCCUCUGUGACGACGCCAGGGGUGCUGCGUGGGCCCCCGGCCUCAGAGCGGACACUGAGCUGCUCUGUGGAGAGAGAGCUGACGGGUCGAGGCUGACCAAUGGUGCUAUCAGAAAUAAAACUCAUCAUACGCAGGAAACAGUCACAGUUUAUUCAUUGACUUCAACAGGAUCUCCACCCUCCCGUCUCCAUCAGGACAUAGCUCCUCCAACCAGAGGGCUCAGGGUGGAGUAGGGGCACCAUCACACCACGACCAAGAAUAAAAUAUGUCAGGCGCCUCA